Messenger RNA from Epinephelus fuscoguttatus (brown-marbled grouper), 9922 nucleotides. RefSeq names its product BCR activator of RhoGEF and GTPase (gene bcr). Gene Ontology annotation, biological process: intracellular signal transduction; protein phosphorylation; positive regulation of GTPase activity. Gene Ontology annotation, molecular function: GTPase activator activity; guanyl-nucleotide exchange factor activity; protein serine/threonine kinase activity. NCBI's taxonomy places the organism in Eukaryota, Metazoa, Chordata, Actinopteri, Perciformes, Serranidae. The record is from RefSeq and is a predicted model, not a curated record. Bases 625 to 4791 code for a protein of 1388 amino acids. The transcript has 23 exons. Gene Ontology annotation, cellular component: membrane.
UUUUUCUCCUUUCUCCUUGAGCGCUGCUGGUACAAAGGCGCCUGGUGUGGAGCAGCAGCAGCACCUGGGAUUACGCUUACAUGAAUGGGGCAGAGUGAACGGACCUGCUAAACCCGGAAUAGUAGACGGAGACAGUGAGUAAACCCACGCAGGAUUAACACACUUUCUUCUUUCUCUCCGUGGGAGCCAGAUCCCCGUGUCACCCUGCGAGGACAGAUGCUGUCAUUGUGUCGAGGCUGAGAUUUAAAAGAAAAAAAAAUCUUCUCAAAGUGUCCUAUUCUGGAAUAAUGCAUGAGAGAGACUGCAGCUUUUUAUUCCUUUUCAUGCCCCGCACAUUCUCAGUUAUUCCAGUGGCUGAGCAGCCGGUUUCUCUUGUUCACACUGGGAUGUAUUGUUGCAUCUGCGCAGCCCACGACAAGUGUCAGCAAUUAGACUGUGUGUGUGUGAACGUGUUACCUAAAGGCCUGUUUUAAACACUGCUUUCAAACUGUAAGUGGCCAUUGUUGUCGAGAAGGAUUCAGUGGAGAACAGGACUGGGAAAUAAGGGGCCAAACCGUGCGCCCUUGGUGUGAUUCUCCAGCGUGUGCGCGCCGGGGUCGAUCACAGAGAUAGAUUAGGCACAAUAUGGUGGAACCGGUUGGAUUCAUCGAGGCGUGGAAAGCGCAGUUCCCCGAGUCCGAGCCCCCCAAAAUGGAGCUGCGAUCUGUUGGUGGCAUCGAGCAGGAGCUGGAGAAGUGCAAAGCGUCCAUCAGGCGCCUGGAGCAAGAGGUGAACAAGGAGCGUUUCCGUAUGAUCUACCUGCAGACCCUCCUGGCCAAGGAGAGGAAGAGCUAUGAUAAGCAGCGUUGGGGCUUCAGGAAGACGCCUCUGGGCGAAGGGAUGGACCCUGCGGCCACACAGGGCGCAGAGUGCCAGUCCCAGCAGCCGCACAUGCAGGAGACUGGUGGAGUUGGAGUAGGAGUGGUUGGUGGAGGGUAUGGAGGUGGUAGUAUGGAUAGGAGCCGCUAUCAGCCUCUUGGAGACGGAGCUGGCAGAUCUAAACCCAGGCCUCCACCAGCCAGGAAGUCUGCCUCCCACGGAGACGGCCUGGAGUCAGCCUUUGAGGUCCCCCAGCAGGCUGAGUCGACAUCCUGCGACAACCUCGACGGCCUCUCCCCAUCCAAGCAGAGAGGUGGUAUCUCCGUGUCGCCCCGCAGGCUCAAUGUGCCACCCACAGAGAAGGACCUGCCCUCUGACCCCAAAGACAAGAUGGGGAUGGGGCUUGGCGUGGCAGCUCUCAGGUCCAACUUCGAGAGGAUCAAACGGGCCAACUCUCACUCGGCGGGGGAUGUAGCAAAGGGCCAGGAGAAGCAGCUGCCGCCACCGCCGCCGCCAUUCUACUCUAACAUGGAAUUCCACCACGAGAGGGGUCUGAUCAGGGUCAACGACCGGGAUGUGUCAGACAAGAUCAGCUCACUGGGCAGCCAGGCUAUGCAGAUGGAGCGGAAGAGGUCUCUUCACUCCCUCCCAGGUAACCUCGCCACGGUGGCGGGGGAGCUCCGCGCUAGGCCGGUGUACAGAGGCCGGUCUACUGAGAGCACCUGUGGCUAUGAUGCUGAAUAUGAAGAUGGGGAACCCAACCAACGACACUCAGGGAGGGCCAACGGUGGCAAACCUCCACCACCUCCUUGGCAGCCGUCCGAGUUCCAGGCGUACUCCAGUGUCUACGUUGGCGGGGUGAUGAUGGGUGAAGGUGGUGGCGGAGAUGGGAGAGGUGGUGGUGGUGGAAGUGGAAGUGGUAGUGGUAGUGGAGUCACAAUGAGAGACAUUGGAGGAGGCGAUGACCACCUCCUGACCUGGCCACGCCGUUCCUACUCCCCGGGGAGCUUCGAGGAUGUCGGUGGAGGUGGCGGCUACACGCCGGACUGCAGCUCCAACGAGAACCUGACGUCCAGCGAGGAGGACUUCUCGUCAGGUCAGUCCAGCCACGUCUCACCCAGUCCCACCACGGCCUUCCGCCGACCCUUUAGAGAGAAGAGCCGCUCUCCGUCCCAAAACUCCCAGAACUCGCAGCACUCGUUCGACAGCAGCAGCCCUCCGACACCGCAGUCCCAGAAGCGUCACCACCGGCAGCAGGGAGGCCACGUGGUCAUGUCUGAGGCCACUAUUGUGAGCGUUCGCAAGACCGGUCAAAUCUGGCCACCUGCUGCCCAUCAUGACCUCGUGCCCCACGGCAGAACGUCCCAUGACAACAGUUACCAUGGAGACCACCUAGAUGGUCAUUUCACCGGAACCCCUCCCACGUACGGUUACGAUGCAGACCGCGCAGAGGAGCAGCGGAGGCACCACGACAUCCUGCCGUACAUCGAUGACUCGCCGUCCUCUUCACCGCACCUCAGCUCCAAGAGCCGCAGCAGUCGGGACACCCUCUCCUCGGGAUCGUUAGAGUCCUCCAAGUCGACUGAAUGUGACCUGGAAAAAGGUUUGGAGAUGAGGAAGUGGGUCCUGUCUGGGAUCUUGGCCACUGAGGAAACAUACCUCAGUCACCUGGAGGCACUGCUGCUGCCUAUGAAGCCUCUGAAGGCCGCUGCCACAACCUCGCAGCCUGUGCUCACUGUGGCCCAGAUAGAAACCAUCUUCUUCAAAGUGCCUGAGCUCUAUGAGAUCCACAGGGAGUUCUACGACGGUCUUUUGCCACGUGUCCAGCAGUGGAGCCACCACCAGAGAGUCGGGGACCUCUUCCAGAAACUGGCCAGCCAGCUCGGAGUUUACCGAGCAUUUGUGGACAACUAUGAACUGGCUGUGGAGACGGCGGAGAAGUGCUGCCAGGCCAACACACAGUUUGCAGAAAUCUCUGAGAACCUGAAGGUAAGGAGCCCCAAGGACUCCAAGGACCAGACAGCCAAGAACUCUCUAGAAGCUUUGCUUUAUAAACCAGUGGACAGAGUGACUCGCAGCACAUUGGUACUUCAUGACUUGCUCAAACACACGCCCACCAGUCACCCGGACCACCCGCUUCUGCAGGACGCCUUGCGGAUCUCCCAGAACUUCCUGUCCAGCAUCAAUGAGGAGACGACGCCCCGACGGCAGUCUAUGACUGUCAAGAAGGGAGAGAGCCGUCAGCUUCUGAGGGACAGCUUCAUGGUGGAGUUGGUGGAGGGGGCCAGGAAGCUGCGGCACGUCUUCCUCUUCACUGAUCUGCUGCUCUGCGCCAAGCUGAAGAAACAGAUCGGAGGUAAAAACCAACAGUAUGACAGUAAGUGGUACAUCCCGCUGACUGAGCUGACCUUCCAGGGCCCUGAAGAGACCGAGCCACUUACCAUUCCCCAGGUCCCCGAUGAGGAGCUUGACGCCAUGAAAGUCAAGAUCUCACACCUCCGCAGUGAGAUUCAGAGAGAGAAGAGAGCCAACAAGGGCUCAAAAGUCAUCGACCGUCUCAGGAAGAAGCUGUCUGAACAGGAGUCUCUGCUGCUGUUAAUGUCUCCGAGCAUGCCCAUCAGAGUCUACAACAAGAACGGCAAGAGUUACAGUUUCCUGAUUUCAUCCGACUAUGAACGUGCAGAGUGGAGGGAAAUAAUGAAGGAACAGCAGAAGAAAUGUUUGAAAACUUCCUCCUUGACUUCCAUGGAGCUGCAAAUGUUGACCAACUCUUGUGUCAAACUGCAGACUGUCCAUCACAUUCCACUUAGCAUCAAUAAAGAAGAGGAUGAAUCCCCCGGUCUCCACGGGUUCCUGAAUGUAAUCGUCCACUCUGCCUCCGGCCUCAAACAGAGUCUGAAUCUCUACUGCACAUUGGAGGUGGAUUCCUUUGGCUUCUUUUCAAAUAAAGCCAAGACGAGAGUGUAUCGAUACACCACUGAACCCAAAUGGAAUGAGGAGUUUGAGAUUGAGCUGGAGGGCUCUCAGACCCUGAGGCUGCUGUGCUACGAGAAGUGUUACAACAAGACCAAGCAGAACAAAGAGGAUGGAGAGAGCACAGACCGCAUCAUGGGGAAAGGACAGAUCCCGCUUGACCCACCAACUCUCCAAGGCAAAGACUGGCAGAGAACAGUUAUUCCCAUGAACGGGAUCGAGGUUAAACUUUCCAUGAAGUUCACCAGCCGAGAGUUUAGCCUGAAGAGGAUGCCCUCACGAAAACCCAUGGGUGUGUUCGGAGUCAAGAUCUCUACAGUGACCAAGCGAGAGCGCUCCAAGGUGCCCUACAUUGUCCGGCAGUGCCUAGAGGAGAUUGAGAGGAGGGGUAUGGAAGAGGUGGGCAUUUACCGGGUAUCAGGCGUGGCCACUGACAUUCAGGCUUUGAAGACUGCCUUUGACACCAAUCAUAAAGAUGUGUCAGUGAUGAUGAGUGAGAUGGACGUCAACGCCAUCGCCGGGACCUUGAAGCUGUACUUCAGAGAGCUGCCAGAACCACUUUUCACUGAUGAGCUCUACCCCAAUUUUGCAGGCGGCAUCACCCUGUCUGACAGUGUUGCCAAAGAGAGCUGUAUGUUGAACUUACUGCUGUCACUGCCAGAACCCAACCUGGUCACAUUCCUUUUCCUUUUGGAUCACCUGAAGAGGGUGGCAGAGAAGGAAAGUGUCAACAAGAUGUCUCUCCACAACCUGGCAACGGUGUUUGGGCCGACCUUGCUGAGGCCUUCCGAGAAAGACAGCAAGAUCCCCGCCAACCCCACCCAACCCAUCAGCAUGGGCGACAGCUGGUCCCUGGAAGUCAUGGCACAGGUCCAGGUGUUGCUGUAUUUCCUCCAGCUGGAGACGAUUCCCACCCCAGACAGUAAACGACAGAGCAUCCUCUUCUCCACUGAAGUAUAGAGCUAAAAUUGACUCUGCCGAUGUGAGACUUUGACCAUGAAGGAGUGAAAAAGAGACGGACGGUGGCUCAAAGUGAGCCUAUAGUAGUAUGUUUUCGAAUUGACUGACCAGAUUCCAUUAGGCUGGAAAGGAUUGUCUCUGGCGAUGCCUGCUCCCCUCAUACACAGAGGGUGCCAUUGGACCUCUGGAGCUCUGGAGGAUGUGCAGUCCUUACCAUUCAUAUCGCUCAUUACCUGAUAGUUAGUCUGAUUCUUUGUACCCACAGUGAUGGUGUGGGUACACCUGCCAUCUACAUUUCUCCACCAUGAUAUUUGUUGGUCUUUACAUUGAACCUUUGCAGCUUGUUGUGGUUCAUAAAUCAAGACGUUGUCAAAAUCAGUCCAUAAGAGAACAUAAUGCCUCUUUCUUGAUUCUUGUAUUAGUUUGCCAACAGAUCAGAGUUUCCAUGUACCUUUGUGUUCGGGCAUUGCUCUCAAUCUGUCUUUAUUUUGGACAAUCAUCGGCUCACUGCAAAACAUGUUUAUCCAUCAAACGUUGCUUCAUGUCCUGCUGAGGAGAAUUCUAACCGUGUCUUACAUCAUCUCGGCACAUCGUUUCUGGGAAGACAAGAGGAACAUUUGUGCUGUUUGUGGGAGUUCAAUAGUGAACACCAAGAGCUGCCACGGUACUUCUUUGUGUCAGGAAGCCAACACCUGUAUGUUAAAGUGUUUACAACGUAAACAAAGCCCGGUUGGAGUCAGAAACAAGUGCUACAGCUAGACGAGGGACUGUAAGAAGAAGAAGAAGAAAAAAAAAAAGGAACCCGAUGAUUAGUAACACACUGCAAUCUGACUGCCUGCGUUUUUUCAUAAAAGCAAAUUUCCUCUAUUUGUGUUGUUUGUGUCUCAAGGUAGUGUCAGCUCAAAAUAUCCAGGAAGCAAUAUAUUUUCUAACAUAGGAAUUGUCUGUGUUCAUAUCUUUGCUGACGAAAUGUCCUUCUUAUUGUAACAUAGGACAUCUUGCCAAAUUAAUAUGUCGUUUGUUUGUUUCUAGGAGAAAAAGGAAGCAGUUGUAUUUACAGAUAUAGUAUGUACAUAAUCUUAAAGUUGUAUUUUUUUCUUUCUUUUUGUUUAACAGUAUAAUCAUUGUUGCGAUUAUUGUAAUUUAUUUUGGGGGGCCUGGGGGGAGAAAUCGGUUUGUUUUUCUAUGUGAACUUUUUUUUUCUGUUUAAGAAAGUGGUAGGUCUUAGCCUUGACUUCAAGUCUUGCAGUAAAUAAGCAGGAUUUAGCCUUGUUCUUAUAGAAACUACUCAGCUGUUCUGUCCAGCCUAUCGAUUAUUCAUUUUAGAUAUUAUUAUGAAGGGUAACACACACAUUGUAGUUACAUACUGUAUGCUGCUGUGGAAAGGCACAAGCUCUUUAACUGCUGGGUGUUCCUCCAGCAGAGUGUCUCACAUCCAGAGACCGUCGCCUGUCUAGUGUAGACAUUAUGCAAUGUCAUGAUAGAGCACACACUCGCGCGCGCACACACACACACACAAGUAUGACAUUGUGUCUUUUUGUACCAUUUAAUCUGUGGCCGCAGAAGUGCACUCAUGCAAUGUUAGAACUACUGUUUUACAAUUCAAGUGACCUGAGCGCUUACUAGAGCAUAUCUGUUGGUUUUAAUGAAGGAAUAUUAUUUUGUUUCAACUUUUCCUGACAUCUGUUUUUAUAUUUAUCUCAUCCAUAUGGCAAAAUGUCCGACUGAUUCUUUGUCCCUUAAAGUACUCUUCAUCCUGUUUAAUUCUAACUUUGGUAUUUUUCAAUCUGGACGCUAUUUUCCAAUGUUUUUGAGUUGAAGGGAACAACAAUUUUUGGAAACCACCCCAUAACGUCCCUACACUAACCUUUCCGUUUAAUAAAUCUACCGUUUUUUUUUCCACAGUAAUUAGUAUCUAGUUCCUAAAAUGUUCAGGCAGACGGUACUUGCUGUAGCUGUGGUUGAGGGUGAGAGGCUGUCAGCGAAUAAUUUGUUGGGCACAGAUAAACGGAGAUCUGUGUGGGUACAUGAGACCCUAAAAAAGAGGGUGGAUCACGGGGAGUACCACCAGUUGAUCCAGGAGCUUCUCCUCAAUGGUGGCUGUUUCAGGCAUAUUUUAGACCUGUCUAUCAUCGGGCUGUAUAGCUUUUGGUAUCCAGCAACCGCUACCAUCAGUUUCUUCUCCAUUGUUUACCAACUGUAAACCGCCUCUCAAAUAAUCCACUUGGACAAUGGAAAAAAAGAUGAUGAAAAAGACAUGAUAUGGGUCACUUUUCCGCUCUGAGUUUAAGUUUUUUCAAUUCGAGGAGUUCAGAAUACUCUGGCAAAAACGCCAGGUGCAUCACAACACAAAAACCAGCUGCAAAAAGCUUCAAUCUCAUUUUAAACAAUUACAAAAAGGCACCUUUUUAAAGCGCUUUCUGUGUAAUCAGGGUCUAUUUUACUUUUUGUUAAACCCCAAAUCGCUAUCACCAAACCCACCAGACUCCAUUUAAAUAAACAGUAAUUUUGUCACCAUAAAACACACUUCAUCAAAGUCGUAGAAAAAAAAAGAAAGCUCACAAAAAUUUACCUGGUUCAUCUUCCCUCUGUUCAAACCAUCACCAACUCUGGUUUGGUAAAAAAAUAAACUGUUAAUUUACUCAGUUAGGUGUAAAAAUAUGCCGUCUCUAUAUACGCUAAAAUUACUGUUUAUUUAAAUGGAGUCUGGUGGGUUUGGCGAUCGCGAUUUUGGGGCUGUUUCUGGUUAAACAAAAGGGAUCUUACUCUUACUAACCAAGAGAUCUGUCUCUGUAGGAUCCUUUCCAUAAUGUUGUCAUACACUUAGACUAACAAUAUGAGCCGGUCAGCGAAAAAAACAAGCUCAAAUCAGUGCUGCACAAAUGCCCUGAUUGUUUCCAUUGCAGCCUGUUUCACGGCUCCCGGCUGCAGCACUCUUGCUCAAUAUUGGACCAGUUUCAAAACUUGUUGUUCCCAUCAGUCACUGAGACACAAAAACAUGACAAAGUAGGAUCCAGGUUGAAAAAUACCAACGUUACCCUUUAAGCUUCAAGGUGUCCAACCCAAUGGCCAAUCUUAAAGGAAAUCUCCUAAGAUAUUUUGCUCAUACUAAAAUUACAAAUACUGAUUUCAAUCUCUGUGUCCUUGAUUUAACAUGCAGGCAUGUUUUAUUGACUUCUCUUUCUUCAUUUUGGUCUUGUUAUUGCUGUCUUGUUCGCAAAUGUGUCAUCAUAGACUUUGGGAUGUUGGUUGAGUAUCUGGUUUACAUUAUUAGAGCAUGUCCUUCUCUGGCAAUUCAAAAGACAGGUUCACAACUGAAAAGUGAACAUUUCCUUUAGGGUAAAUAUCAUGGUUGGUUUCCCGUUUAUAUCAUCGGUAUAAAACUAUAACCAACUGACCAGUUUAGUGGAUCUGAUAAGGGCUCGUGUGUGGUUGUGUCCACGUUCAAGAUAAUGUAAAAGGGGCCUAAAUGUUAUUAAUAACACAUUUAAAUGUCUUAAGACUUUUUAAAAGAAGGAGUCUUUCCUAUGGAUACAUAUCAGCUCUCUAAAUGACAUUUACACUCAUAUGAUGUUAUAGAUUCAAACACCAUUAUUGUAUCGACCCCAUAAAUAACUGAAAGUCUUCAUGCCAUCAGUCCCAGUUUUUAUGUACUUCCACUAAUUUUUGGCCGACUGUAGCAUGCACACAUUGUGUCAUCAUGUCUGUGUCAGGAUGUGAGACAGAGACAUCCAUCCAUCACCUUUAUAACAAGUCCCAAUUGCCUACACUACUCUACCCUAACGUGCCUCGACACUCUUUUUCGUUUAGCGCCUGUGGUAUUCUGAAACGUUCAGUCUCCUGUUGCCUUUGCUGAGGACAGCCACACACCUUUCAUCUCUUAAAGACUAAGACAGGACCUUAACUUAAGCACAGUCUUAGCUCAUACUGUACACACCCGCUCUGCUUGCCACCUUAGUCUGACUGUGAUGCUGUAACUGAAGCUGUGUUAAAGUCAGUCGUAACGGGGCAAAGGACAGCGUUUCCUGCCCAUGUCCUUGUUUUGGCUCUUAAAGAUUUAGCUCCUUUAAUGCCUUUUAUUCCUAUUUAUUUAUGCUUUGUCCCUGUUUGGUAUAAGGAGGUCUAUGGGAUCUAUUUAUUUAUGAUAUAAUAUCAUCUAAAGCUGAAUUAAUGUUAGAAAAAAUGGUCUUUAUAUGGUGUGCUCUCUUUGGGGAAAUCUAAGUCUUAUGUUAAAGUUGAAACUGUUUGUCCCGAUUUUGUCCCAGAAUCAGAACCACUGUGUACAAACACCUUCAAACCCGUCCCCUGCUCCUGCAUCGUCAGCUCAUCUCUGUACUUAGAUGUGUUGUACAACAGACUGGCCACUGUGAUCGUUUAGCUAUCUGAUUUAGAUAACUGAAUAGCAGAUGCAGGUUCUUGUCAAUUUAAAAAAGGUAGAUUCAAACUUCCCUCACUUUUCCAUGGAGUUGUAUAAUAUGUAUUAUACUAGAGAGUUAUUUGGUUUCCGUUUUAUUUAUUGUGACGUCCACUGACGUGCGAUCGUCGAAGGGUUGAGCCUCUAGUCUCUCUGAAAAGCCAAGCUGUCAGUGUGUGGUAGAGGAGAAAAAGAGUCUUAUAUUGCUCUAAAAAUCUGCAUUGUUUUUGGUCUGUUGAUUGUCAGUGUAACUGCAUGUACCCUCCAUAACCUCAGUUCCUCUGUACAUGAACAAGUAAAUAAAACAAAGGUUUAAUUUUCUGUGGAAGAUAUGGAACAUAUUGCUCUAUAUGAAAGUUACAGAUCUCCAUAUAUUGUACAUGACUCUGGUUAUUAUCACUACGUUUCCAUAAUGCUUUCAAACGACCCUCUGCUGCCACUUCUACGACAUCAAACUGACCUUAGACUACUUUGGAGAUAUACUAGUUUUAUUUUACUCGACACGUAACGUAAAGCUGAGGAUGAGACUUGCUGACCAACCACAAACACUUUUCUCUUUUACCUUCCUGACUUUCUUUGAACUCUUGUUCCUGUUCAAUAUUCAAUGUUCUGCUUGUAGAACUGUACAAAGGAAUACUGUAUUCUGAGGGCAAACAUGUUUGGAAGGCAUUUGCAGCCUAUGUUUGUACACAAAAAUGUUAAAUAAAAUCUCCUUGU